CAAUACAAAUAGGACACAUAACACACAGCAAUGAGAGCACGGUCAUGUACCUAAAAGAAAAGCUUGGGACAGGUCUUAGCCCCGAGAGGUCCAUCAAUCUUUUCCACUGCCUCAAUGAAAUGAACGACCACUCUCUUAUCAAGGAAAUCCAAACAUACCUUCACUCUGGACAACUUUCAGUUGAGGUACUUUCAAAUGCGCAGUGGUCGGCUCUGGUCUUUGUGCUGCUCACCAGUGAUGAAGGACUGGAGGUUUUUGACUUGAGAAAAUUCUUCAAAUCAGAUGAGUGUCUUUUCAAGCUUCAUCCUGUUAUCAAAGCCAGUCGGAUUGCCAUAUUGUCAACAUGUAAACUGACGAAGAAAAGCUGUUCAGCUUUGGCUUCUGUUCUCGAGUCCAAUCCCAAUGUCCUGAGAGAACUGGACCUGAGUUUCAAUGACCUUGGAGACAAGGGGGUGAAAAGUCUCUGCUCUGGACUGAGGAGUCCACACUGCAAACUACAGACACUAAAACUUGAGUUUUGUGGACUCAGAAGAGACAGCUGUUCAGCCCUUGUUGCUGCUCUUACAUCAAACCCAUCACAUCUCAAGGAGCUGGACCUGAGCUACAAUAACAUUGGAAAUGAAGCAGCAACCUGGCUUUUGGGUUUAGUGCCAGACUGUGAACUGGAGACUCUAAGACUUUCAAGCUGUGGGAUCACAAAGGAAGCCUGUGCUUUCCUCACAUCUGCUCUGAGUUCAAAACCCUGCCAACUUAAGAAACUGGACCUAAGUGAUAAUAGACUUUGGGACUUAGGAGUUGGGAUGUUUUCUGGUUUACUUGCAGACCCAAACUGUAACCUCGAAGAGUUGAGAUUAGAGAGAUGUAAUUUUACAUCUAAAAGUUGUGGUCUGGGUCUGGAGAACUCUCGUCUCAGAGCUCUAGAUCUUUCUGACAAUGAUGUGCAGGAUUCUGGGAUGAAGCUCACUGAAGGAUCCAUCCUGUAAACUUGAGAAAUUAAGGCUGUCGUCUUGCAGACUGACAGAUAAAGGUUUCUCAUCUCUGGCUUCAGCUCUGAGAUCAAACCCCUCCAGCCUAAAAGAGCUCGAUUUGAGCAAAAAUUUCCCAGGAUGCACUGGAAUAAUGCAGCUUUUUACAGUCCUUAGACAAAACUCUGCUCUUGAAAAGCUCUGUCUGGACUCUUGUGAACUCACUGCAGAUAUGUGCGGUUUAGCAGCUACAGGUCUGAGCCAAAGCUUAAACCUAAAAGAGUUGAACCUAAGCAACAACAACCUUAAAGAUCAAGGUGUUCGGCUGCUCUGUCUUGGACUACAGGAAGGCAGUUGUGCAAUGAAGUCUUUAAAAUUAUCCAACUGUGGUCUCACUGACAGCAGCUGUCAAUACUUGGCUUCAGUUCUUAGUUGUCAGUCCAUAUCUGUUGAGCUGGACCUGAGCAGAAAUGCCAUCAGCCAGCAGAUAGAGCAGUUUCUGAGUUCUAUAUCAAACAUCAAUCUUUUAUUCUAGUUUACAUGCAAGUGUUGUUUCACAUUUUUACAGGUGAAUUGGAAGGUAAAGGAUCUUCAGCGAGUCGUGGAGACUGUAGAUGUUAAUGUAUGGUUGCUGGUGGAAAAUGUGUUAAUGAAAUGGAUUAGAAUGUAAAAAGAAUGGAAUGAGUCUAAAAACGGCAUAUGCUACAGUUUGUGCUGCAAUUUCAUUGUAUCAUGUCUUCAUUGUUGAUUGUGUAGUGUGCAAUUGCUUUGGGAAAUGUGUGAGCUCACUGAGGAGGUGUGUCUUUCAAGUGGGUGGUUAAAAACUCUCUCCACUAGUAAAUAAGGAAUGCUGAAAGAUCACAGCACACAUCUUGGAGAAAUGAACUCAUUCAGAGAGACUGAUGAACGGAGAGGGAUGGAGACAGACAGAAGCUUGAGGAUAGAUAAAGAGAAGUCAUAGAGAGUGACAGCAGGUGUAGAAGGAGAGAUGAUUAUGCCUUAUAUAUAUCUUCUGCAAACGUUGGGCUAAUUCAUGGAUGUACAGAAAG
This is a messenger RNA of Carassius carassius (crucian carp), 2014 nucleotides long. RefSeq names its product ribonuclease inhibitor-like. NCBI's taxonomy places the organism in Eukaryota, Metazoa, Chordata, Actinopteri, Cypriniformes, Cyprinidae. The transcript has 8 exons. Gene Ontology annotation, molecular function: protein binding. The record is from RefSeq and is a predicted model, not a curated record. The coding region runs from base 45 to 983 and encodes 312 amino acids.